Messenger RNA from Pipistrellus kuhlii (Kuhl's pipistrelle), 1755 nucleotides. It is a transcript of the gene NHERF1, whose product is annotated as SLC9A3 regulator 1. The record is from RefSeq and is a predicted model, not a curated record. Lineage: Eukaryota; Metazoa; Chordata; Mammalia; Chiroptera; Vespertilionidae. The transcript is spliced from 6 exons. Bases 198 to 1301 code for a protein of 367 amino acids. Gene Ontology annotation, biological process: protein localization to plasma membrane. Gene Ontology annotation, cellular component: apical plasma membrane. Gene Ontology annotation, molecular function: signaling receptor binding; protein-membrane adaptor activity.
GCGCGGGCGGGGAUUGGGCCGCGCGCUCGCAGUUGGGUUCCCGGAGGUGCGCGGCUGCCUCCCACGGACCACCUGCUGCUCGUCCCGCCGGCGCGGAGAGUGCUCCCUCCAGCCUCCUCAUCUGCGGGGGGGAAAGGGCUGGGUCGUCCCGUCUCAGGACCCCGCGUCGAACCGCUGAGCCGCCGUCGCAGGGCGAGAUGAGCGCGGACGCGGCGGCCGGGCCGCCCCUGCCCCGGCUCUGCUGCCUGGAGAAGGGUCCGAACGGCUAUGGCUUCCACCUGCACGGGGAGAAGGGCAAGCUGGGCCAGUUCAUCCGGCUGGUGGAGCCCGGCUCGCCGGCCGAGACGGCGGGGCUGCUGGCGGGCGACCGGCUGGUGGAGGUGAACGGCGAGAACGUGGAGAAGGAGACCCACCAGCAGGUGGUGAGCCGCAUCCGCGCCUCGCUCAGCGCCGUGCGCCUGCUGGUGGUCGACCCGGACACGGACGAGCGGCUGCAGAAGCUGGGCGUCCCGAUCCGGGAGGAGCUGCUCCGCGCGCAGGAGGGGCCCGCGCAGGCCGAGCCGCCGGCCGCCGUCGAGGCGAAGGACGCUGGCGGCGAAAGCGAGCCGCAGGCCGCCGCGCCGGAACCCCGGGAGUCCGACCAGAGCCGUCCCGAGCGGCGUGAGCUGCGGCCUCGGCUCUGCGCCAUGAAGAGGGGCCCCAACGGCUACGGCUUCAACCUGCACAGCGACAAGUCCAAGCCGGGCCAGUUCAUCCGGUCCGUGGACCGGGACUCGCCCGCCGAGGCCUCGGGGCUCCAGGCCCAGGACCGGAUCGUGGAGGUGAACGGCAUCUGCAUGGAGGGCAAGCAGCACGGCGACGUGGUGUCCGCCAUCAAGGCUGGCGGCGAGGAGACCAAGCUGCUGGUGGUGGACAAGGAGACGGAUGAGUUCUUCAAGAAAUGCAAAGUGGUCCCGUCUCAGGAGCACCUGCAGGGUCCCUUGCCCGAGCCCGUUACCAACGGGGAGAUCCAGAAGGUAAAGGAGAACAGUCAUGAAGCCCUGGCCGAGGUGGCCUCCGAGAGCCCCAGGCGAGCCCUGGCACGAUCCACCUCCAGUGACACCAGCGAGGAGCUGAACUCCCAAGACAGCCCCAAGAAGCAGGACUCCGCGGCACCCUCAUCUACCUCCUCCUCCGACCCCAUCCCAGACUUCAACAUCUCCCUAGCCGUGGCCAAAGAGAGGGCCCACCAGAAGCGCAGCAACAAGCGGGCCCCGCAGAUGGACUGGAGCAAGAAAAACGAACUCUUCAGUAACCUCUGAGCGCCUCCCGCGCCACCCAGCGAGCUGACAGGGCUGGGCCCGCACCCCCCACCCCCCACCCCCUCCCCACUGACCCCCGAAUGGCAAACAAAUCAGCACCAGCAGCCGCCUCUUGGCAAAAUGUGAUUCUUCUCAAUAACUUUGAUUGAUCAAGGACUGGAUUGCAGCGGCCACAGCAUUUCAAGGGCUGUGGGCUGGGCAUCUUGUUUUUGUUCAUUUUUGUUUUGUUUUGUCUUGUUCUGAGUGCAGAGUAGAGGGAUUUUUGUCUCCUGAUUAACAUGAUUUUCCAGGUUGCUGCAUCCAGGACAUAGCAGCGCCUCAGCCUUAAACUUUCUUGUUUCUACUCCCACCGCAGAAGCCCCGGCCGGUGGGGGAGGGUGUGGCCACUCCCUGGCCAGCCCUGAGCCAGGCACCACCAUUGUAAGGAAACUCCACCAGAAAUUCACUGGUUUCU